Molecule: messenger RNA, 759 nt
Organism: Cokeromyces recurvatus
Lineage: Eukaryota; Fungi; Mucoromycota; Mucoromycetes; Mucorales; Mucoraceae
Exons: 4
Coding region: 1-759 (252 amino acids)
Source: RefSeq, a predicted model, not a curated record
AUGCAGGGUGAUACAGAUGCAAAAAAUGGGACAAAGGAGGAAUUAAAUGGAGACAGAAUGUUAGAUGAGAUUCAGAAAAAAAAUUGCUAUUUUUUUUUCGUAAAGACUUUUUACCUGCAGGGAUUUGAUCGUUUAUUCGCUACUCGCUUCUACACGCAGAUAGUCCGACCACAACUCAAAUAUAGUCUAGCUAUUAGUUUACUCAGUGCAAAGGAUAUGCAACAACUGGAACCUUGUCAAAACAUAUGCAUAAGACGGAUAUUUGGUGGCUCUAGUCGAUCAUCAGUAAAGGUGAUACUUCAUAUGAUAAACCAACCAUCAAUGAAGGUUAGGGUGUCCGUUCUGCAGGCCCAACUCUGUGCCGCUAGCUCCAUUCCGUUAGACCAACGCUCCUUUCGAAAACAUCGUCAAGAAUUUCUUGAAGAGAGUUUUCAGAAACUACGUGAGGGGACACGCUCUGUUUUGCUUUCCGCUUGCCGCCCCAAUCUGAUUAUUGAUCCGAUACUCUGGUUACCCAUGACACACAGCGAACGUAGUCGAACUAUUCGAUGGCGUCUUGGUUGGUUACCCAGAGGAAUACCUAAAGCCUGCCCAUAUCAUCCUCAUUACCAAAAUUUUCAGGACAUUUCUGCCUGGCUCUAUCGCUGGCCAGUUAUGUGUACCAUUUCACAGGAAAUGGAUUACUUAAUACACGACAAAUUACCCCCCCCUCCACUUCUUGAUCCAGGCAAGAAAUUACUCGACUGGUUGUCUCUUUAA